AUGCAUAGCUUUGCCCAUCCACACCAGGUGGAAAACCGCGCGUUACGCCUACGCGAAGUGGCCACCGCCAUGCAGCAAUACCAGGACGAGCCUCUGCCUUCGGCCGCAUCCGCACACAAUGGCGGUGGCAGUCAAAGCUAUGGUGGCGCAGCACAUGACAUCAAUCGGCUGCACCCCUUUGCCAAUGAAGGUGGCUAUGAGGAGCCAGGCGGCGGCGGUGGCGGCGGUGGUGGUAAUAUUAUAAUUAUCGGCACUGGACCCGCUUUUCAUCCGCGCAUCGGCGGGCUUGGCUUGAACGCGUAUGGCGCGGGUGCGGCAGCCGGUGUGGACGAGGACUCAUUACGCCUAAACGGCAAUAGCGUCUUUAGUAGCAGCAGUGGUGCAGGCGGUGUUGCCGCAGUGGCCAGCGCCACCGGCGUGCAUGGCUCAUUAACAGUACAUAAUGGCCGCAGUACCGGUGAUUGGGAGUACUUCGAUGAGGCGGGGUACAUACGUGGUGGCGCUUUACGCAAUGGCGAGGAUCCCUACAUACGAAAUCGCUUCAAUCAGGAAGCCAGCGAUGCGUUGCCUAGCAAUCGGGAUAUUCCAGAUACACGCAAUCCAAUGUGUCGCACCAAAAAGUAUCGUGAGGAUUUGCCCGAGACAAGUGUCAUCAUAACAUUCCACAAUGAAGCGCGCUCAACGCUGCUCCGCACAAUAGUCAGUGUGCUGAAUCGCAGUCCCGAGCAUUUAAUACGCGAGAUUAUUCUAGUCGACGACUUUAGCGACCACCCCGAGGAUGGUCUGGAGCUGGCCAAAAUCGACAAGGUGCGCGUAUUGCGCAACAAAAAGCGUGAGGGUCUCGUGCGUUCGCGUGUACGUGGCGCCGAUGCGGCGGUCGCCGGUGUGCUCACCUUCCUCGACAGUCAUGUGGAGUGCAACGAAAAGUGGCUGGAACCGCUGUUGGAGCGCAUACGUGAGGAACCGACACGUGUUGUUUGUCCGGUCAUCGAUGUCAUUAGCAUGGACAACUUCCAGUAUAUUGGCGCAUCGGCCGAUUUGCGUGGCGGCUUCGAUUGGAAUUUAAUAUUCAAGUGGGAAUACUUGAGCUCGGCCGACCGUGCGACACGACAAAAUGACCCCACCACUGCCAUUCGUACGCCUAUGAUUGCGGGUGGGCUCUUCGUCAUCGACAAGGCGUACUUCAAUAAGCUUGGCAAGUACGACAUGAAAAUGGAUGUGUGGGGCGGUGAGAAUUUAGAGAUCUCGUUCCGUGUGUGGCAGUGUGGCGGCAGCCUUGAGAUAAUACCAUGCAGUCGUGUGGGCCACGUGUUCCGCAAACGACAUCCGUACACAUUCCCCGGCGGCAGUGGCAAUGUGUUUGCACGAAAUACAAGACGAGCGGCAGAAGUCUGGAUGGACGAUUACAAGCAGUACUACUAUGCUGCAGUGCCGUUGGCAAAGAAUAUCGCAUUUGGCAACAUCGACGACCGGCUGGCGCUGAAAGAGAAGUUGCACUGUAAACCUUUCAAAUGGUAUCUGGAGAAUGUCUAUCCCGAUUUACAAGUGCCGGAAUCAUUCGAAUUUGGCCAAUUCCAGCAAGGACCGAACGAUUGCUUGGACACUAUGGGCAACCUGGUCGACGGCACAGUGGGACUUUUCCAGUGCCACAAUACUGGCGGUAAUCAGGAGUGGGCCUACACCAAACAAGGCCAAAUCAAACACGAUGACCUCUGUCUGACGCUGGUGCAGUUCGCACGCGGCUCCGAAGUGGUGAUGAAGGAGUGCGACAGCUCCGAGAAUCAGCGCUGGACAUUGCGUGAAGGUGGCUUCCUGCGGCACAAUAAGCUCAACGUAUGUCUGGACUCACGUGAUCAGCACGAGCAUGGCGUCACCGCUCAGCGUUGUAAUUCUGCGCUAGAGACACAACGUUGGAAAUUUGUGGCGAACGGAAAGUUUGCGUGAGAUGAGGCGCCGACGGCGGCAUGGGGGACGAUUACGAGAAUGACGGUGACGGGGACGGCAACAGCAACAUCGGAUAUGGAAACGGAUGUGGAUGUGGAUGGAAAUACGCAUGCGAAUGCGAAUGCGGCGACAAAGCACUAAACGAGGAUCUCACUCUUAACAUGACUACGUACACUACUACAACUACAACUGCAACUACAACUACAACUACCACUACUGCGGAAGAACUAUUGUACUCGUAGAAACCCAACAUUAAACGCUGCCACCAAUUGCAAAUGCAGAUAGUACAUUGGCGCAAAGUGAUUGAGCGUAAGCGUGCAACACGCACACACACAAACACACACGUAAGAAAAAUAAGAGCAAGGACUGGUAAAAAGACAUAAAGGACAAUUGGCAAGUAACUAAAAAUCACGCAUCACUCGAAUGCAGGCGAGCAGGGAAAGUGGUAAGCGAAGGAAUGACUUCUGAUGGUCAGUUGGCAGCAAAGUGGCCAAUGGAGGGUAAUACAAAAGGGUAUAAUUAAGGAUAAUCGAGUAAACAAGGACACUAGUGAUAUUAAAAAAUUAGUGAAUUGUUGGCGCCAAGAGCAUGAAAGCGAAAAAACUGAGCGUGGCAGCAGCGAAAGGGAAUUGCAACAACUGUGUAUUAAUACACAUACACACAAACAUGCAUGUGUUAGUUAAAUUUACAUGAAUAGAAAUGUAAUUUUACGUGAAAUAUUAUACGACGACGGUGUGAAGACGACGUGGACGCCGGUCCGGUGGCAACUUGACUGCGCAACGUAGCUGACAGCUGACAACUGACUUACUGAAUAGCGUUUGAAUUUACAAGGCGGGGACGCUGACGCUGCACGCAACGCCGAUGAUAAUAAGCAGUGCUAAAUAAAAGAGAAGAGAAAGAAGAAGAGGAAUAAUCUUAAAUUAUUUGGGUAUUUUGGGGUCGUUGAUGGGGGUAUUAAAUAUUUAGACUGAUUUAUUUUUUAUCAAGCUGAAGAGAAGCAACCUUAAUUAAUUUACACUGCGCACUUUUUGCAUUCCAAGCGGCAAGCAAUUAAUUCAUUUUCAAACGCAUUACAACUCUUCGGAUGAUUCUAGAUCGCGUUAACUAUUUACUUCCCCGCUCACACACACACGCAGAUUGACAGAUGACACACACAUGUACAUGAAAACGGCAGCACCAAUGGGGAGGGGAGUUCAAUCGCUUAAUGGGACUUUUUGGGCAAUUAAAAAGUGAGGAUUUUGGUUUUUGUAAUAGCAUCGCAUUUUCUAAGCGAAAGGAAAUAUUUUCUAGUAGCCACAGAGUAAAAAUUUGCUUAGCAGACGCCAUUUCAUAGAAAUAUAAAAUAAAAGGCAACAAAAAAAAAAUUACUUAAGCAACGUUUACUUACACCUCUAUGGAAAUUCAUCAAAUAUUGUAUCACAUUUUUCUCAGUUUUCAGUAAUUAUAUAUUUCUAGCUGUUUUUAUUUUAUAUUAUAAGCCUAAAAAACUUUCAGAAAUUUUUUUGUUUUUGUUUUUUUUAUUUUACUUUUUCUUUUACCCAUUUGUUGCUUUUCUCCAUUGGUGGUGCCAUCCAAGAAUUCCACAGCGUCAAUUAUCCAAAUACUACAUAAUUUGCUUAAUUUUGUUUUUACGAAAAGGUGUUGUUUAAGUUUUUUUUUUUCAUUUGUUAUACACUUUUUUAAAUCGUUCAUAUUUAAUAACAAAAUUCGGUCUUCUGUGUAUACACAAAAAAUUACCGAAAGAGAAAACUAAAAGUGUAGAUGGAAGAAAAAAUAAAGAUUUAUCAUUAGAUAAGCAUUAACUAAUUGCAAAUUAUAUUUGAGAAUGUAUUGUAAAUAAAAAGUAAUAAUUAUUUUAAAUAAAUGUUAUUUAUAUUGAAAAUUAAAAAAUUUAGAGAAAAACUAUUGAAAGGAACUUCUAAAAUGCGCGCUGUUUAGUUAUGAAAUACGAUUUUUAAAGCAAAAUUCUUAGUUAAUACAAAAUAAUUAUAAAAAAAUCAAAAAUAAAAAAAAAAUAAAUUAAAAUAAUAAAAAAAACUGAAUCUACAAUACAUAUAAGUGUUUGCGCUUAAAGAAACGUUAAAAGAGCCAAAUGAAAAAGAAAAGAGAUGUUUAUUGACAAAGAAAAAAAGCAAAAACGAAAAAUUGUAAGAUUUUCAAACCGCAAAUGGCAGAGUAAUGAAAGUCGUAGCCCGAAUUGAGGCAGAGCUAAACAUUUAAAUGGCAACUGUCAAUGUUUGUAUGUUUGUAAGUCCUCUGGCGCAUGUAUGUAUGUGUGCGCAUACAACUUGUGAACACUGUAAGCUGUUUAUAGCACAUUAAAGCGUAAACCAAAAAUUUCAGGAGAGAAGUGAAAAGUUAAUGUGUAAGUGAAUAUAAAAUGCAUUUUUUGCUCAAAGAAAUUAAAAAAAAAAUAAAUAAAUAAAUAGAAAAUUCACAAAUCAAAGCGUUUUAUUAUUAAAGUGUUGGAAAUGUGCGAUUCGAAGGCAUUUCGUGCAUCAUUUUAUUGGACCUUCUUGGUGUGGAUGUAAGUAUGUGUUAUACAAG
This is a messenger RNA of Anastrepha ludens (Mexican fruit fly), 4491 nucleotides long. Its product is annotated as polypeptide N-acetylgalactosaminyltransferase 2-like. Gene Ontology annotation, cellular component: Golgi apparatus. Lineage: Eukaryota; Metazoa; Arthropoda; Insecta; Diptera; Tephritidae. The coding region runs from base 1 to 1944 and encodes 647 amino acids. The transcript has 7 exons. The record is from RefSeq and is a predicted model, not a curated record.